AUGGAGAGUUCGAGCGAUAAUAGCAUGAUGUCGACGUCUUCCGAUGAUCUCGUUUCAUCGUUUGAGCAAAGUCAACAAGGACAACAAGCAUCGCCAGCGACUACUGACAAUAAUGCUUGUCCGACAGUCUUGUUGAUACGUCGAACGAUGUCGGUUGAUCAAGGUCCUGGCAUGGUCAACGAUGACGACAACGACGACGACGACGACAGUGACGAAGACAACAACAACCAGCAAAAGUUCAUUCAGGCAUUCCGGGAACGUGUUGUGGAGCUUAUUAUCUAUAGCAUGGGAGAUGACGAGGAACGACAACGACAUGAUCCCACUAGGACGUCCGUCAUCAGUAAGGAUUGUGUCAUUGCGAACGAAAAAGAUGGAGAACGAGGAGGAGAAGGCGAAAAAGAAGAAGAAGAUGGUGGUGACUGUUCUUCGAUGUAUAAACCUUGCACGUUUCGGCCAAAUAGUAUCAAUAGUGAACGACGUCGACGAAUUCUACCAGCUUAUCCACUGGCAAGAAACAACAGUCUGGAUCGAACAUUAUUGCUUCUGUGUAAUGUGCCUCAUGUCAAUCGAGAGAUGCUCGAGGACAAUUCAUUUUGUGGUGGUCAUGGCUUUUGUCCGUUCAACUUCGUGCAGCAUCGAUACGUUGAAACGAUAGACUCGUUCAUGAUCGAUCUCUAUCGAGAUCUGUUCGAGCGGCCAAGUCAACAAUGGAAAAUUCCGUAUUCCAUCAUUGACUACAAUUUAAGUCGACUUCGAACAAGCAUGCAAUUGUACACGCAACAAACGAAUGAGCCAGUAUUGGCAUCGCUGAGUGAGUGGCCUCUCGCACUGGAAUUCUUCCUACAGAUUGAUGUCGAUGUAUUCUUUAUGAAAACAUGCUGUUUUCGUGGUUCUGAACCUCGACUAUUUCCUGGCAAGCAGGAGAACGACAAGGAUGGAAAUCAAUACGAAGGCAUCAUAUGUCAAGGUAAGCCCGUGGCACGAUAUGGACUGACGCCGUGUUACGAGACAAGUUGUACUCUGUGUCGGCCGAGUCUCGAAGCGAUUAGCAAGUCAAGCAGAUCAAAAGGUGCCGUUUCAUUUUCUCCUACGAAAAGUCAUCGUUUUGUUAACAAUUACGAGGCUUUUCUCAAUUGCAAUGCAACUUGCAAAUCAUCGAAUGUCAUCUACGCGCUGACAUGUCGUUGCGGAGCGUGUGACUUCAUUGGUUCUACAGGAAUGAAUUUUCACGAUCGAAUACUACAACACCGUCAAGACAAUAAUCGAGUUGUGCGGGAGUUUCUUGUCGGAUCAAUUAAUACUGAUCAUAUCAUGCUAGAUAAAUAUCGGUCAGCAGGGAUAGCGGCAAAGAACGAGGUUUUCCUCUAUCAACAUUCAGCACGGUGUGCAACAGGGCUACCACUCGUCUUCGACAGCAAUCCUGAAUAUCGGUGUCUGGUGCCGGCGGUAUGGGUUAAGGCGAGAGAGGCGGACACAAGCGGUGGUCGCACGUCAGAAGGUUCCAUUCAUCGAUGGUCAACUGUUCGACCUCCUCAGUCGUCGUCGUCGCCACCAGCGGCGUGUACGAAGAGACCGAGAUUAUUCGAAGAUGUCCUGACCAAUACGACACGCAGUGAAGACGAGUGCAGUUGGUUAUGCAAAGGUGUACCCAAGCCGCCAAUCGAUUUCUAUUUGUACACAAUCGUAGCCGCGUUGCCUGAUGAAUGUUCCUAUGAACUUCGACGAUCCAUCGAAGCACUAUUCAUUACUCAUGUCGAAUCACGAUUGAAUACAAUUGGUCGUCUCACACACAAAGGUGCAUGGCCUGUACCGGUAGAUGAUUCGAAUCGUGGUCAAUGGUGUGAGAAACUUGUUCGUCCAUCAUCAGCAUCAGCAUCAUCAUCAUCAUCGUCGUCGUCACGUAUUUCAUGA
Messenger RNA from Adineta ricciae, 1911 nucleotides. Lineage: Eukaryota; Metazoa; Rotifera; Eurotatoria; Adinetida; Adinetidae. The record is from the annotation of a GenBank genome assembly.